Phragmites australis (common reed) is the source of this 1445-nucleotide messenger RNA. RefSeq lists its product as uncharacterized. Gene Ontology annotation, molecular function: tRNA methyltransferase activity. The record is from RefSeq and is a predicted model, not a curated record. Lineage: Eukaryota; Viridiplantae; Streptophyta; Magnoliopsida; Poales; Poaceae. Gene Ontology annotation, cellular component: cytoplasm. Gene Ontology annotation, biological process: cytoplasmic translation; tRNA methylation. The transcript has 11 exons. Bases 276 to 1229 code for a protein of 317 amino acids.
ACAAGUAUUUUAAAAAACGGGAGAUCCGUAGUCCAAUUUUGCAUGAAACCGAACGGGAGAUCCAGAUCAGAUGGACUGGGCCGUCUAAAAGCCCUAUGGGCCCAUAACACUAGUUGGCACCCGCAUCUCUCUACCUCGACUCCUCGCUCGCCUCGGCCCUCGGCUCGUCCCUUCCUCCGUCGCCGCCGCCAUCUCUGAACCGACCACUGAGACGCCGGCCGCCACCACCGCACCCUCCGUUUCCCGCGCCUGGCUCGCCUCCUCGUCUCGUCGCCAUGGGCAAGGCCUCCAAGGACAAGAGGGACAUAUACUACCGGAAGGCGAAGGAGGAAGGGUGGAGAGCUCGCAGCGCCUUCAAGCUCCUCCAGAUCGACCAGGAGUUCAACAUCUUCCACGGAGUGAGGCGUGUGGUUGAUCUUUGCGCUGCUCCCGGAAGCUGGAGCCAGGUUUUGAGUCGGAACCUUUAUGUAGCAGCAAAACAAUCACCUGAUUGCAAGGAAGGCGACCUUCCUCUCAUUGUUGCGAUCGACUUGCAACCGAUGGCUCCAAUAGAAGGUGUCAUACAGGUGCAAGGUGACAUCACUAAUGCUCGGACUGCAGAAGUGGUUAUUAGGCAUUUUGAUGGGUGCAAAGCGGACUUGGUUGUUUGUGACGGCGCUCCUGAUGUUACUGGCCUUCAUGAUAUGGACGAAUUUGUCCAGUCCCAGCUUAUAUUGGCGGCACUGACAAUUGUGACUCAUGUACUCAAAGUUGGUGGAAAAUUUGUCGCGAAGAUCUUUCGGGGUAAAGAUACAAGUCUGCUGUACUGCCAGCUAAAACUCUUCUUCUCACAAGUUACAUUUGCGAAGCCUAAAAGCAGCCGCAACUCAAGCAUUGAGGCAUUUGCAGUUUGUGAGAAUUAUUCACCUCCUGAAGGUUUUAAGGAGAAAGAUCUGUAUCACCUGCUAGAGAAAGUGGGGACUCCUUCAGGGGCUGAUGAUUUAGAUUGCAGAAGCGGAUGGCUGGAGGGACCAAACAAGGUCUACAUUCCAUUUCUGGCUUGCGGCGAUCUGAGCGGUUACGAUUCAGACCGAUCAUACCCGCUUCCGAGCACAGAGGGUGGCUCCUACAAGAGCUUGGAUCCGAUCCAGCCUCCCAUCGCUCCGCCGUACAAAACCGCCCUGGAGAUGAAGAAGGUGUCAAGCCACGGUGUUGGUGCAGAUAUCAGCAAACUAUCCCUGGACUCGUGAACUACAGUCUGAAUGCAGCUUCUGUCCAUGUAACCGUUAGUUAAUCAUGCAGAAAUUCACAGAAUGUGGGAUUCAGGAAUCGUUCCGCAACGAUGAUAUCCAACAUUUCUGCCAUAGAAGAUGAACUCAAACUUUUGGUGGAUCCUGGAUUUGUUUUUUGUGAACCCCGUCGCGAAAAGGAAAUGUACCAGAAUGCACAUGUGACCAGAGCACUAA